AUGACGUUCAAGCGAAGAAACGGCGGCCGCAACAAGCAUGGCCGUGGACACGUCAAGUUCAUCCGGUGCUCCAACUGCGGCAAAUGCUGCCCUAAGGACAAGGCCAUCAAGAGGUUUCUUGUGAGGAACAUCGUUGAACAGGCUGCUGUUAGAGAUGUUCAAGAAGCUUGUGCUUUUGAAACUUAUACACUCCCCAAGCUAUAUCUGAAGAUGCAGUACUGUGUUUCAUGUGCCAUUCACUCCAAGGUUGUUAGGGUUCGUUCACGAACUGACAGGAGGAUCCGUGAGCCUCCACAGCGCUUCAGACGCCCAAGGGAUGAUCUGCCAAAGCCUGGUCAGCCUCCUCGUGCUGGUGGAGCCCCUGGUGCCGCCCGUACAUGA
Messenger RNA from Oldenlandia corymbosa var. corymbosa, 381 nucleotides. Lineage: Eukaryota; Viridiplantae; Streptophyta; Magnoliopsida; Gentianales; Rubiaceae. The record is from the annotation of a GenBank genome assembly.